AUGCUUAGCACCGCAGAGCCCCAGCCCGUUCCGUUGGGAACGGCCGCUCAUCUCAGGCCAAGUCCCGGCCCGGCGCCUGUCAAAGCUCCCAAGCGCCAUGUUGACAUCAUCGAUAUCCGCCGCGCCGCCGUCGAGCUCAACCUCAAGGAGGAAAUCCUCUCCAUGUUCCGUCCGGCAGACGGACCCCGCAAGCUCCCUACCUUGCUGCUGUAUGACGAGCGCGGCCUGCAGCUUUUCGAAAAGAUCACCUACCUCGACGAGUACUACCUCACCAACGAUGAGAUCGAGGUCUUGACCCGGUCUGCUGCGGAACUCGUGCAGAAGAUCCCCAAUGGCUCCAUGAUCAUUGAGCUUGGCAGCGGCAACCUCCGGAAGGUGAACUUGCUUCUGCGAGCUCUGGAGAACGCCCAAAAGACCGUCGACUAUUAUGCGCUGGAUCUCUCCAAGCAGGAGCUCGAGCGUACGCUGGCCCAGCUUCCGCAGUACAGCCACGUCAGCUGCCACGGCCUGCUGGGUACUUAUGACGAUGGCCGCGAGUGGCUGAAGAACUCGUCCAACCUGCACCGACAGAAGUGUAUUUUGACUCUCGGCUCAAGCAUUGGAAACUUUCACCGAGACGAGGCUUGUGACUUCCUCAAGGGCUUCGCCGAUGUUCUUCAGCCUGGUGACUCGAUGCUAGUCGGACUUGACUCCUGCGACGGGCCGGCCAAAGUCUACCACGCAUACAACGACCGCGAGGACGUGACGCACCAAUUCAUCCUCAACGGUCUCAUCAACGCAAACAACAUCCUCGGCGAGGAGGCGUUCAAGCUUGAGGACUGGAGGGUUAUCGGCGAGUAUGUGUACGAUGCAGAGGGCGGUCGUCACCAAGCUUUUUACUCGCCUGUUCGCACCACAAGCGUUCUGGGUGAGCUGAUCAAGCCACACGAGCGCAUCCAGGUCGAGCAGAGUCUGAAGUACUCUAGGGAGGAAGCGAACAGGCUCUGGAGCUCUUCCGGCCUGAGGGAGAUUGGCCAUUGGAAGCUGGGCGAUGAAUACGGGCUUCACUUGCUCUCGAGGUGGAACAUGCCAUUCAGUCUGAUCCCAGCCGUCUACGCCGGCUCCGUCCUUCCGACCUUGGAGGACUGGAAGGGUGUAUGGGCCGCCUGGGAUACCGUCACGCGGCAGAUGCUCCCGAAAGAGGAGCUCCUGGACAAGCCCAUCAAGCUCCGCAACGCCUGCAUCUUCUACCUGGGACACAUCCCGACGUUCUUGGACAUCCAGCUGACCAAGACGACCAAGGAGAGCCCGACGGAGCCGGCCUACUUCAGCUCCAUCUUUGAGCGGGGCAUCGACCCGGACGUCGACAACCCGGAGCUGUGCCAUGCCCACUCCGAGAUCCCGGACGAGUGGCCGCCGCUGGACCAGAUCCUGGCCUACCAGGCCGGCGUGCGCGCCCGGCUGGCCGAGCUCUACUCGCGCGGCGCGGAGAAGCUGCCCCGCGACGUCUGCAGGGCCGUCUGGGUCGGCUUCGAGCACGAGCUGAUGCACCUCGAGACGCUGCUGUACAUGAUGCUCCAGAGCGACAAGACGGUGGCCCCGGCGUACACUGCGCGCCCGGACUUUGAGAAGCUUGCCGCCAGGGCGCGCAGGGAGCGCGUCCCCAACUCCUGGUUCGACGUACCGGCCCGGGAGAUCACGGUUGGUCUUGAUGACCCGGAGGAUUCUCAGGAUCCGUCUGUUCACUUUGGAUGGGACAAUGAGAAACCGUCGCGGAGAGUCAAGGUGCACGCCUUCCAAGCCCAAGGCAGGCCGAUCACCAAUGAAGAGUACGGCCUGUACAUGCAAGAGAAGCACAUCACAAAGCUGCCCGCCUCCUGGGCCGAGUCGGACAGCCCGCCCAAGAAGAAGAACGCGCUCUUGCUCAACGGCGGCCACCACAGCGGCACCAACGGCUACCACUCCAACGGUGUGUCGGCGGCCAACGGCCAUAGCAGCGACGGCGAGCCCCUCAGCCCGUCCUUCCUCGAGGACAAGGCGGUGCGCACCGUCUACGGGCUGGUCCCGCUCGGGCUGGCGCUCGACUGGCCCGUCUUCGCGUCGUACGACGAGCUCGCGGGCUGCGCGGCGUGGAUGGGCGGGCGCAUCCCUUCCUUCGAGGAGACGCGCAGCAUCUACGAGCACGUCGACUUCCUCAAGGGCGAGCAGGCCGAGAAGACGCUCGGCAAGACGGUGCCGGCCGUCAACGGACAUCUCUCCAACGACGGCGUAGAGGAGACGCCACCGGACCGCCGCGGCGACGAGGACAGCGGGGUCGACGACGACGACGGCAAGGACCGGCUCUUCCUCGACCUCGAGGGCGCCAACGUCGGCUUCCAGCACUGGCACCCCGUCGCCGUGACCGCGCGGGGCGACCGGCUCGCCGGCCAGGGUGAGAUGGGCGGCGUGUGGGAGUGGACCAGCACGACGCUGGCCCAGCACGAGGGGUUCGAGCCCAUGGCGCUGUACCCCGGGUAUACUGGUACGUUCCUUUUGUCUCGUGGUGAUUCUCUAUCUCCCCCCCCCACCGUGAGCGAGAGGGCAUGA
Messenger RNA from Thyridium curvatum, 2565 nucleotides. RefSeq lists its product as uncharacterized. Lineage: Eukaryota; Fungi; Ascomycota; Sordariomycetes; Thyridiales; Thyridiaceae. The transcript has 11 exons. The coding region runs from base 1 to 2565 and encodes 854 amino acids. The record is from RefSeq and is a predicted model, not a curated record.